UGGCAUUUUAACAUACGAAAAUAUUGAAAAUAAAUAAAAGUUUAGGUUAUGUUUUGAGGACAUGUGCUCUUAGUUGAUUUUAUAAUAAAACCGUACGAUUUACGGAUUGAUUUAUAGAUUUCUAUACAGCUUAAUUGUGUACUCAAUGGUAUCUGUUGAAGAAUUGUUUUAGCUGUAAGGCAUCGAAAUGUUGGGACAUCUGAGUGGUUUGGAUUUGAAUCCUCUACUAUCAGCCAUCAAACUAACUUCAAAUGAUAAAAUUAUCUCCAUAAGAGAAGUUGGAUUAGCAGAUUCGAAUUUUAUCAUCACAUAUCUCAUCAAAAAGAUAUUUCAAAGCAAUAACAAACUUAUUUUUGUGAACUUUCACAACACCCUUGAUCAUUACCAACUUGUUGGUAAGAAGCUAGGUUAUGACCUCUUGAAUAAAGUGAAUGAUGGAGAUGCAAUAAUAGUAAACAUGCUCAAGAAUAUUGAAGAAGAAAUUGCAAAAGAAGACUCCCAAUUUUUCCAGAAUUCUGGGGAAUUUGUUCGAAAAUUAUUCUCAGAGAUUGAACAGAAAACAGAUGAAAUUUUAAAAAUUAAUAAUGAUCAUACUUUUGUUGUAAUUGAUGAUUUGACUCAUUUGCUAGACAUAGGGGUUAACAUUGAAUGUAUUAUUGAAUUUAUUACUUGGUGCUGUAAUCUCAAAAACAAUUCAGUUUCAAUAAUCAUAAACAAUCACGUCUCACCUUAUGAGACUAAUGAUGAUUCAUUACCUGAAGAUAAUAUAAUUGCUAAUUCACUUAGUUAUAUUUCGGAUUUGGAAAUAAUAGUUGCUCCACUACAAACUGGACAUAGUAAGGAUGUAAGUGGUAUCAUUAAUAUAGGAAGACCCGGAGAGACCACCACUAAACUUCAUUAUAAAGCAUUUGAUAGAGGAAUUAAAACAUUUAAACCGGGUGAAUCACUCAUGAAUUUGUUGAAAUAAUUAUUGUUAUCUUUUUAUUACUGAAUGUUUACUGCCAAAAUAUAUUUUAAGUUUUUAA
Messenger RNA from Harmonia axyridis, 1025 nucleotides. Its product is annotated as elongator complex protein 6-like. Gene Ontology annotation, cellular component: elongator holoenzyme complex. NCBI's taxonomy places the organism in Eukaryota, Metazoa, Arthropoda, Insecta, Coleoptera, Coccinellidae. Gene Ontology annotation, biological process: tRNA wobble uridine modification. The coding region runs from base 188 to 967 and encodes 259 amino acids. The record is from RefSeq and is a predicted model, not a curated record. The transcript is spliced from 2 exons.